AUGCCGGAGUCGCAGAGUCCCACAAACGCUGCCGACCGGCCCCGCCUCACCGAAGCUCAAAAGAAGGAGAACCACAUCCGCUCUGAGCAGAAGCGACGCGAAGCCAUAAGAGAAGGCUUCGACCGACUUGCCUCAAUAGUACCCGGUCUAGAGGGGCAAGGGCGAAGCGAGGCAGUCGUGCUGGGAGGCGCAAUCAAGCUUAUGCGCGAGAAGAUUGUGGAGCGACAACAAAUCAUCGCCGACGCCAAGGCAAAGGGGAUUGAUACAACAGGGUGGGAGUUGGACAAGGAGACUAUGGAGGCGUGCGCUAGACAAAUGGAGAGAACGCUGGCCGAGGACAGGCAGGCUGCCAAUGAAGAGGAGAACGGUAAUGCGAGUGAGGUGAAGAAGGAGUAG
Molecule: messenger RNA, 396 nt
Organism: Alternaria burnsii
Lineage: Eukaryota; Fungi; Ascomycota; Dothideomycetes; Pleosporales; Pleosporaceae
Exons: 1
Coding region: 1-396 (131 amino acids)
Biological process (GO): regulation of transcription by RNA polymerase II
Molecular function (GO): protein dimerization activity; DNA-binding transcription factor activity, RNA polymerase II-specific; RNA polymerase II cis-regulatory region sequence-specific DNA binding
Source: RefSeq, a predicted model, not a curated record